CUAGUUAACAUCUUUGUUGUUCAAUUGAUUCCAACUUUUUAUAAAUAAUUUUUAUGACUUUUUGUGUGCAUACUCGGUGUGAAUGAAAUAAUGGUGUUUGGUGUAGGUUUUUAAGUUUGUGAUUUUUCAAAUUCUCUUUAAUAAAUUUUAAUUUUUGGAUUAAUCGACACCAUCCAUAUUAUUGGAUUACGAUUUUAUUUUAACGAUAUAACGACACUGAUUCAAUAUGGCGGAUAUAAGCCAAGUUGAACAGCCUCCACCUCAAACAAAUGGCAUUUCAGAUGGUAUGGAUGAAGAUGAUCGAGCGAAAAUACGGCCGGCUGACAUAGAUGCCGAUAUGCGUGAAAUGGAACGACGAAAACGAGUUGAAUCAAUAAUGAACAGCCGACUAUUCCGUGAAGAACUUGAACGAAUCAUUGAAACACAAAUGAAAGAGGGUGGUAUCGGUCCAUCAGGUUUAUUACAACAAAUAUCUGAUUUAAUGGGUGUGCCCAGUUCACGAGCACAAUCUGGUAAUAUGUUCAAAAAUUCCAACUGUGUUAUUCCAAUAAAUGAUAUUCGUGGUGUUGAAAGUAUGGGAUAUGCAAAAGGUGAAAAAAUACUUAGAUGUAAAUUAGCAGCUGUGUUCAGAUUAAUGGAUUUAUAUGGAUGGACUCAAGGAAUCGGUAAUCAAAUCACUGCCAGACUUAAUCAAGACCAAGAACAUUUCUUAGUAAAUCCAUAUGGUUUAUUAUAUCAUGAAAUCACCGCGUCCAGUUUGAUUAAAGUUGAUAUGCAAGGAAAUGUUGUUGAAGCAGGCACCACAAAUUAUGGUGUCAAUUUAUCUGGAUAUAUGCUACACUCUGCCAUCCAUGCCGCUCGUCCAGACAUUAAAUGUAUUAUACAUAUACAUACACCAUCAGUUUUAGCUGUAUCAUCCUUAAAAUGUGGACUCCUUCCAAUUAGUCAAGAAUCCGUUGUGAUUGGUGAUGUUAGCACGCAUACAUAUUUAGGUGGAUCUUUAGAACCAGAGGAAAGGGAAAAAAUCGGUAGAAAUUUAGGACCAAUGAACAAAGUUUUAUUCUUAACAAAUCACGGUGCUGUAUGCUGCGGUGAAACAAUUGAAGAAGCUUUCUUUAAUGUGUAUAACACAGUAUUAGCAUGUGAAACACAACUGAAACUAAUGCCUGUUGGUGUAGAUAAUUUGGUGUUGGUCUCAGAAGAAGCACGAAAACAAAUAUAUGAAGCGGCACGUAAAGCUCCUGAAAGUAUUCCCAAACCAGAUGUCCCACCUGCACUUGCUGAUAAAAUUGAACGAAAAUGGCGUAUUGGUGGUGUUGAAUUUGAGGCAUUAAUGCGUAUGUUAGAUAAUGCUGGUUUUAGAACCGGUUAUAUCUACCGUCAUCCAUUAGUUAAAAAUGAACCUCCAAGACCGAAAAAUGAUUGUGAAGUACCUCCUGCUGUUUCCUCACUUGGAUAUCUUCUUGAAGAAGAAGAGCUAUAUAAACAAGGACUCUGGAAGAGAUUAGACGGCCGAAAAGGAGUGGAUCGUACAAGAUGGUUAAAUUCACCCAAUGUAUAUCAAAAAGUGGAAAUACUAGAAACUGGUACACCAGAUCCAAAGAAGAUUACAAAGUGGGUGGAUUCGAACAAUGAUGAGUGGGUAGCUGAUGGAUCUCCAACUCACUCGACAGGUACUGCCAUGAAAAUUGAUGGAGCCCUUCAAUUUGUACCCAAGAACACAAAUCCCAAAGAGUUUAAACAACUUCAACAACAGAUAAAAGAUUACCGAAGAGCAGAUAAAAUUUCGGCGGGACCUCAAUCACAUAUAUUAGAAGGUGUAUCAUGGGAGGAAGCUAAGAAAAUGCAAGAUGCAACUGUUACACAAACAGGUGAUCAUGUUGUAUUGGUUGGUGCUGCUUCUAAAGGUAUCAUACAACGUGGAUACCAACAUAAUGCAAUGGUAUAUAAAACACCCUACGCUAAGAAUCCAUUUGAUGCUGUUACUGAUGAAGAAUUAGAUGAAUACAAAAAAGUUGUUGAAAGGAAAGCUAGAGGCGAAUAUGAUACGGAUUUAAGCGAAUCAGAACCCUUGUCUUCAUUUAAUACUAAUCAAACAAAUGUUAAUGCUGUUCGAUCUCCACUUUCUGGCGCUAGUGAAACUGAAGAAGAAAGCAGGGACGAACCACGUGUGCUACGAAUAGAAACUAAAACUGCCCCUCGCCCUAGCCAACCUGAAGUGGUGCUUAGUGAUGAAUCGGAUGUAUCAACAUUUUUGUCCAUGGAACGGAAAAAUAAUGCACGCCUACCACCUAAAGGCGAGAAUACCGUAAAUGGUGACCAUUCCGAUGCCCACAUGAGUACUUUCUCACAGAGUAGUAAAGAAGGUUCACCUACAAAAGAUUUAUCAGUGUCUGAAGAUUCUCCGAAGAAGGAUAAGAAGAAGAAGAAGGGAUUAAGAACUCCUUCUUUCCUUAAAAAGAAAAAAGAAAAAAAGAAGGUAGUUGAAGCAUAGAUACACUGCCUCAUUAUUGAUAAACUCUAAGUUAGAGAUUAUUUUAUAAGCCGCCUCCACCCACCCGCGUGAUGAGAAGCCACUCUUCGAUUUGUUGCGUUGCUGCCUCAUUGUUGUUGUGGUGUUCUAACCACGUUAAAUAAUUAUUGCAUUUGUUUUGUUCGUAAAAAAAAAAAAAAACAUUUUAAUUAAUCGAGUUUUUCACAAACUAUCGAAGAAUCAAUUUAAAAAAAAAAAAAACAAAGUAUAUAUAUAUAUAUGUUGCAAUUUGA
This is a messenger RNA of Chrysoperla carnea, 2766 nucleotides long. It is a transcript of the gene hts, whose product is annotated as protein hu-li tai shao. Gene Ontology annotation, cellular component: plasma membrane; postsynaptic density; cytoskeleton. The transcript is spliced from 13 exons. Gene Ontology annotation, molecular function: actin filament binding. The record is from RefSeq and is a predicted model, not a curated record. NCBI's taxonomy places the organism in Eukaryota, Metazoa, Arthropoda, Insecta, Neuroptera, Chrysopidae. The coding region runs from base 227 to 2494 and encodes 755 amino acids.